Lineus longissimus is the source of this 5146-nucleotide messenger RNA. Its product is annotated as forkhead box protein C1-like. The coding region runs from base 30 to 1340 and encodes 436 amino acids. The transcript has a single exon. Gene Ontology annotation, biological process: anatomical structure morphogenesis; cell differentiation; regulation of transcription by RNA polymerase II. NCBI's taxonomy places the organism in Eukaryota, Metazoa, Nemertea, Pilidiophora, Heteronemertea, Lineidae. Gene Ontology annotation, molecular function: DNA-binding transcription factor activity, RNA polymerase II-specific; RNA polymerase II cis-regulatory region sequence-specific DNA binding. The record is from RefSeq and is a predicted model, not a curated record.
CAAAGAAGACAGCAGAGAGUUAUUGCAAAAUGUGCACGAACGCUUCAGCUCUGAUUCCUUAUGGAAUCAAAGUCCCCAAUCCAGCAGGAGGAUUUACUCAAUUUACCAACGGGAUGACGCAGGCUGCUUUUGAUUAUCACCGGGCUCAGUUGUACGAUUACACUCGUUUGGCUGCUUAUGGAAUACGGGGCUAUCCUGCAGGGGCCCAUCAUGCUCUGACCUACCACCCUCACGCUCAGGACCAAUUGGCUCACGCAUUUCUCUACAAUAAACACGACCCAAGGGCUCGUUUCAUUCACGAGGAACCGAAACCAAGCCACAGCUACAUCGGACUUAUUGCAAUGGCAAUAUUAAGUGUUCGAGAUAAUAAACUUGUUUUGAGUGACAUCUACCAGUGGAUAUUGGACAAUUAUGCAUACUUCAGGACCCGUGGCCCGGGAUGGAGAAACAGCAUUCGACACAACUUAUCACUGAACGAUUGCUUUAUCAAGUCUGGUAGGAGCGCAAACGGUAAGGGACAUUAUUGGGCGAUCCAUCCCGCCAAUGUUGAAGAUUUCAAAAAGGGCGAUUUCCGUAGGAGAAGGGCACAGCGAAGAGUCCGUAAGCACAUGGGGUUGUCUGUACCUGACGACGAGGACAGUCCAACACCUCCACCUGUUACCGCUACGCCUCCGAGCUGGCAAAACGGAGUACUUGUGACCGAUUCUCACCCAGAUAGUCAAGAUUCCAAUGGCGCUAAAUCACCUUCGUUAUGUAACCAGCGUACAGUAGCCAUAGCGGCAAUCGCACCACCUCCGCCAAAGAAACGUAUGUUCGACGUUGAGAGCUUACUUGCUCCGGACAAUGUAGACAUUCGCAAAGAACGUGAUAUUCAAACUCAUAGUCCAAAUAGUGUUGUUACCGACCUCCGAGUUGAUCGCAGUAUAGGACACUGUUCACCAAUGCAGGACAGACCGGAGGAUCUCAGCGAGGACCGAAGAUCACCUGUUUCCAUUCAUGGACAGCUCUCUCCUCAUUCUGAAGACGGCAGAAGGAGUGCUCAAGACAGUCCGAAUGUUAUCCGCGCUUCUCCUCGUGACGAUUUACAACGUGGAUGGCCGGUAACAGUACCUGCUAUACCUGCAGUGUGGCGGGAAGGACCAAGUGCAUUUCACUCCGCGAAUCCGGCAACUGCUAUUGCAUGGAGCACUCUAUCACCUCACGGGUAUCCCAUCAUGAGUGCGCCGUACCCGCUUCCAGCAGUCCCGCACACUAUUGAUUCGGCUCAGCAAUGGCAGGAGACAUUCUCAAAAAUCAUGGCAAGAUCCUAUGACAAAAAUCCCAAAGUUGAAAUAUCUUGAAAUCGACAAUAAAUUAACUAUCAACUGCUUAAAUUGUGUAAUAAUAUUUAUGUUGUUACUGGUAUAUAGUUCUUGGCAUGCAACCAUGAAAUAUGAUCAGGAUUUCUUUGGACACUGUGAGUUUCUGACGAUGUCACUGCAUGUGAAACACCUAUGACAAUUUAUUAAGCUGCAAAAUGUGAGUAGGAGUGUGAAACACAGGAUGUAUCAUGUAAGUCAAUUUAGAAAUAAUUUAUUCCUAUUCGACAAUUUGAAAUUGUCCCAUAUUUGCGCUGGGUCUAUAGUGUAAUUUCGAGUACUAACCGGAGUGUGAUAUAUCAGCUUUCCGUUACUUCCUUUAAAACUAAGACAUUGUCCACAAGGGUAAUAUUUCUUGGCAAUCUGAAUGAAUCAUUUCUGAAAGAGGGGCACAUCCCAGGGAGGACCGUAGCUUAUGCAAUGUUUUAUUGGGCGUCGAAACCAACAGCAACGAAUUUAUUUCACUAUCUGACGAAGCAGUUUAUUCUUUAAAUUAUUAUUCAUAUCAGAGUUAUCAACGCUAUAGGUUGCAAAAACUUUCCUGCACCGAGCUGACAUUCACCCCUUUAUACUUAAUAUACUUAAAAUUUGUCACAGAAUAUAUUUGCAUCAAGGCACAAAACUAAAUUAGGGGACCACGCCGAAUUCGUUUAAUAUAUAUAAGUUAGACUAGACAGUCCGAUUUUCAUUCGAAAUCAUAAGUAAUUUUCUUUGCGAAUUAUCAGAAAUUCUAUCAAGUUUGGUUAUGAAAUACGCACUCUGUCGUCGUAUGAUGACCAAGAGUUGAUAUUGCAAACUUUGUCUCCCGCAAAAUCUAUAAAGGUGUCCACUUUAAAAAACAUCUGAAUCAACCGCUUUUUUCAGUCUGUAUAAAAGAUGUUCAUAAAUUGAUACUUUUUCUGGGACUACAGGUGCAGUUCGGUAGAAUCAUGGACUUAUGUUCGGGUUUGAAAAUCAAUAUAUAUUGCUCUGGAGCCAACGGUACAAACAGGAUGCGACUACACUUGGGAUUCUGAAGAGUCUAGUACUUCACGAACUCGUCCGUAAAAUGUUCUAUCCCGGGUAUUAACAGUCGAUAUUUCAAGUUUGUAUAAUUCAUAUUUCACUCCACUGUAAGCGUCUGUACAAAAAAUAGGUCCGUGAUAAACAGCAGCCAAAUCAUUAAAACUUCAUCCUAAAAAUCGUUUAACAAUAAAGCAGCAGGUUUACUAUCGUGCACAUUACAUUCAUAAACAUAAUUCUGGCUUUGUAUUCCAUACUUUGUCUUAAUUAAGCUCUGGUAAAGAAUCACCUUUCUUAGUGCCUUACAUAAGGUUGAUUUAAUACGCGGAAAAUGACUAUUUUGUUCUAUGACUUCAUUGACGAAAUGUCUGGCUCUGCUAGAGCUUGCCAAAACUGCCAAGUUCCCUCCAUCAGCCGACGCGGUGUACUAGACUACCCCGUGAGUAGUAUCGAUCGGCUUUCCCUUAUUCAAGCAAUCAAGUCACUUGAAGCUUAGUGCUGUGUAUCCCGAUAGUUAAAGGUACUGUAGUUUCAUAAAUGUAAGACAACGUCAUCAAUUUACACGAGGAAAUCGACGCAAAGGCCAUGCAAAACAUGACGUCAUAUCCAUCGGAAAAAUUGGGGUCGCCGACUGAUUAAUUUCCUAAUUGAACAUGUUGAAUAACAUCCCACGACCAUGUGCCUAUAUUUAGGCUUAACUUGUACACAUGUAUAUAUUUCGAAACGGUCUCAGACUGGUGAAACUAGAUUAUAAUCAAAAAUGUAGCAGUAAACGAUUACAUUAGCUGAAUAUUUAUUUGAUGCCAGUCCCGACUGUCUGUACUAGAGCAGUGGCCGAGUGCAGAACUCUGAGUGUUUUGCCGACAAACCAUAUUGUUGCUACGCGGCGAUGUUUUGCAACCACUCAUGGUUGUUUGGCGGUUUCGAACUAGAGCUUUGUACCUCGAUUACCUCCGAGGCAAGUCAGUUCGAUAGGUUGGCGUAGACCCAGUGGGCGAAUUGCGCGAUGCAACUUGGAUUUCCCUUCAGCAAAGCAAAUAUUAGCAAAUCUUAUCUCAUUUCUUUAUCGCGAUUGGGAUAUCACCAUGUCACUUGCAGUCAUAUUAGUAUUUUAUAUCUCAUGGAAAUGUCAGUCAAACAAGAAUGUGUUAUAAAUAGACGAUGACUUACAUGGCGAAUUUAUUCAAAGUAUCAUUGGUUUGAAUUUUCGAUUACGGGACAGUACAAAAUAUAUUAUUUUCAUCCAACUUUGAUAUCAACGAUAAAUAAAAGUAGGAAUCGUACAGCAAUAUCUUCCAGAUAUACAAUACCGAAGCAACUAGUUCCGACAGUGGUCUCUCAUUCUUGCAAAACCUUUUAUUGCAGCGGUUUUACUGUUCCAAAAGAACUAAAAUUAAUAUUAAGAUGAAUUAAAGUUAAAUUAAUGUGAUAAAUACAGUAAUGGAUAAUUCCAUUCAAUAUUCUGAUAUUUUUGUUGGAAAAUACGCUAAAUGAAAUAAUAUCUAAACCGCUUUCACCUUGUAUUUGAGACGUUGAGAAAUAGAUUUUGAAUUAACGGAAAACAAAUAACAAUACAUGUAAGUGAAACUGAAUAAAUAGCCAACCACGUACUUCAACUUGAAAACAAAAAACAUCAUUUUAGAUGUAAGUAAGUAUAUAAAGUUUCUUGGUACCACAAUUGAGUCAAUUAAUGGAUUCUUAAAUAGCUUUUUAAAGAAAAAUCAUAAGUCAGCGCAGUCAGUGGCAGUUUUCAGCAAUUUUAAGAUGUGAGAUACGCGAGUCACCAUCAGUAUAUGUAAAUGGAAGUUUCAGAAAAUUGAUAUAUCAUAUUGUCUGGUGUUGCGUUAUCAAUCUACGAUUAUUUGUUUAUGUAUUUAUUGCAUUGGUUAUAUUUUGAUUUCAAUGUGCUAUUACCACAGACUUUUCUGUUACGAUGCGGCGUUUUGCGAGAAGCAGGUUUCGUAUCACUUAUAAGAGCUAUACGAACGAUAAGUACGAAGUAUUUUAAAUGCAUUUUGUCACCAUCAGUCUUUUAAAAGUUUCUCGAUUCCUUCUUCAACUACGAAAGAUGGUUUACAGUUCUUGCGCAAAUGAAUUAGUUCAGAACUUGAUAAGACAACUGACCUUCAUAUUUCGUAUAUUUCGUCGCUCGUACCGAUUGCGAAACCUGCCAGUUUUGUCUGUAACAUGUUUGUGUUCGAACUGUGAUACAUACUUCACAAAUAUAUUUGGUAGAUCCGCAGAUAACCCUGCGUUAUAGCAACCUAAAUCUUUAAAUCAAGCUUUUGUUACUUCCUUGGUAUUCUUCUAACCUAUGAAAAUCGGAACUAAAAUUAGAAAAUUAUCUUCAGUUUCGAAAUGAAAAAUAAUUUAAUAGUAAUUCAUUCAAACAUUUUCUAGUAAGUUUCCUGCUGUGGCGAAAAUUUCCGACGGUGUGGAUAAUUGAUUAGUACAGCUGUUUUUCUAAUGGUGUGAAGAAAACUUUUUUGUACGUGACAUGAUUGUGCGGAACAGUAGAUCCUACAUCACAUCAACACGAUGAAGGACUUUUCUCUACAAUGACUUAACUUGAAAAUAUACUGUAGAAUGUCAUAGUCCGUGGGUACAAACGGCAAAAAUCGCUGGGAACUAUUCGCACAAUAAAUUUGCGAUUGACUGGUUUGUAAUCAUUCUUGUAGUCAGUCCAUCAUGUCAUUGUUAUGUAAGUUACAAAAAUGUACUAUCCUCUGUGGUUAAGUAAUAAAUCGUGUAUGUAUAUAAAUUUGAAAGAGUCUUGCUGUUUUAUG